AUGGAGCCUGACCCCCCACAGCCCUUCUGCUGGGUUCUGAUUGGGGGCUGCAAGGACACAAGCGGAGCGGGUGGUCUGGCGGCCUGCCCCGGCAGCCCGGAGGGAACUCUUUGCCCCGGCUCGGCGCAGCGCCGCAGCCUCACAACCCGCCGCGCUGCUCACAACCCCCUCGCACCUCCACAAGCGCUCCAAGCGCUCCCCGCGGGGCCGCGCCCGCAGAGCCGAGCGGAGCCGCCCCGCCCGGUCCCAGCCCAUCGCUGGGGUCUCCGCCCCGCUCUUCAACGCCGGCGCUGCGGCCGCACGGGGCAGGGAGGUGCUGCGGUGCUCGGCAUGGCCGGUCUGGCGCGGCGCCUCGCGGCCCUCCUGCUGCUGCUCUGCGGCUGCCUCUACCCCUGCCGGGCCGGUCUGUACGUCAAGGAAGGGCAGCACUGCUACAAGCCGGCCCCGCGCAGGGCGCCGGGGCUGAGAACCUACCCCCGGCCUCACGAGUACCUGGACAUCGCCAAGCUCCCGCAGAGCUGGGACUGGAGGAACGUCAAUGGCGUCAACUACGCCAGCACCACCCGCAACCAGCACAUCCCUCAGUACUGCGGGUCCUGCUGGGCCCACGGCAGCACCAGUGCACUGGCAGAUCGAAUCAACAUAAAGAGGAAAGGUGCAUGGCCUUCUGCCUAUCUCUCCGUGCAGAAUGUGAUUGACUGUGCUAAUGCAGGAUCCUGUGAAGGUGGAGACCACACGGGUGUUUGGAUGUAUGCCCAUGACCAUGGGAUUCCAGACGAGACCUGUAACAACUACCAAGCUAAGAACCAAAAAUGCAAGAAGUUUAACCAGUGUGGAACAUGUGUCACUUUUGGAGAAUGCCACGUGAUUAAGAACUACACCCUCUGGAAAGUUGCUGACUAUGGUGCUGUCAGCGGGAGGGAAAAAAUGAUGGCAGAAAUCUAUGCUAAUGGACCAAUUAGCUGUGGUAUAAUGGCUACUGAGAAGCUGGAUGCUUACACUGGAGGACUCUAUACCGAGUACAACCCCUCACCCACAGUGAAUCACAUUGUAUCUGUGGCUGGCUGGGGUGUAGAAAAUGGAACAGAAUACUGGAUUGUUCGUAACUCAUGGGGUGAACCCUGGGGUGAAAGAGGGUGGCUCAGAAUUGUGACAAGUGCAUAUAAAGGUGGAAGAGGAGCAGAGUACAACCUUGCUGUUGAAGAGGACUGCGCAUAUGGAGAUGUUAUCCUUCCUUGACUCUACGCUGUACACCUUUUUUUUUAGUAACUUUGGAAUCUUCCCAGCACAACCUUGUUCUGUUUAAAGAAAAGCCUAAAACUUUCACAGAGCAGCUCUAUCAUGCUGUUGUGCAAAACUAGCCCAGAUAAUGCAACACCGAGUCUUCAAAGUAAAACAAAUAAAAGCUGCCUUCAGAAAAUAAUUUGGAAUUUAAAAAUUAAAGAAGUAAUUUACCUAUGAAAACGGUUGUCUGCCUUGUUGCACAGUACUUUAAUCAGACUGUCUUCCAAAUCUUUGUGUGUAUAUAUAUGUACUUUUUUAUAAAGACAAAUUGCAUAGUGUACUAAGACAGAAAAAGUACACACAGUAUUUGGAUCUAGAGCUUAUACUAAAGUAACAAAUAAUUGUAUGAUAUUAUUUGCUUAAUACUUUAUGCAGAUUUAAAAACAAACUUUUAACUCUGGACACGAUAGGCUCAAAAACUAAAUCCUCUUUAGUCUACUAGUGAAAAAAAUGUUGCUGUAAGUCUUAUUGUUUUUGUCCAACCAAAGCGAUAGCAGGAUUUAAAUCUUUCAUUUGUUCCAAUUCCUUGCUUUAAUUUAUGACUAGCUUUCAUAUUUUGCUUCUAGAAAGGCAAAGUAUAAACUGCUACAAGCCAGAGCUUUCCUCCUGCUCACCAAUAUGAGGAAAGGCUGCAAAAUUCUCUUCCCUAAAGCUGAGUCAAUUACUAAGUGGCAAUCAGUGCUAUAGCAAGUGUCACUAACUGCCAUUGUUAAUUGUAUUUAAUAAACUGACAACAUUAUCUUA
This is a messenger RNA of Centrocercus urophasianus (Greater sage-grouse), 2028 nucleotides long. RefSeq names its product cathepsin Z (gene CTSZ). The record is from RefSeq and is a predicted model, not a curated record. NCBI's taxonomy places the organism in Eukaryota, Metazoa, Chordata, Aves, Galliformes, Phasianidae. Bases 1 to 1239 code for a protein of 412 amino acids. The transcript is spliced from 7 exons. Gene Ontology annotation, molecular function: cysteine-type endopeptidase activity. Gene Ontology annotation, cellular component: lysosome.